Molecule: messenger RNA, 2773 nt
Organism: Hevea brasiliensis (rubber tree)
Lineage: Eukaryota; Viridiplantae; Streptophyta; Magnoliopsida; Malpighiales; Euphorbiaceae
Product: long chain acyl-CoA synthetase 6, peroxisomal
Exons: 23
Coding region: 351-2432 (693 amino acids)
Biological process (GO): fatty acid metabolic process
Cellular component (GO): endoplasmic reticulum; membrane
Molecular function (GO): long-chain fatty acid-CoA ligase activity
Source: RefSeq, a predicted model, not a curated record
AAUGAUUUGGGAGGCAACUAGUCAUGUAUGGACCCAAGUAUCGGAUGCUGCAGGCAGUUGGAAUUUCACAUCGGCCAAAACUUUGAAGGCAAUCACAUAUUCAUAUUAGAAAGGAAAGAUUUUUUUUUUUUUCUUUUUUUAAUCGUCUCAACAGCUUGAUGUGUUGAUCGUAGGAAACCCAAUCUUCAUCCUAAAAAAGCGUGCCCCUUUUGCCUUUUCUUUCUUCUUUAUCUCUUAUCAUUGUUAUUCUCACUAUUGAUUCCCGCGAAACAACAAAAAACUGAUAAUUUUGCUGGAGGUCUGUUGUUGCUGCUGCUAACAGUAUCAAGUUACUGAUACAUCCAAGUAGUAUGGACUCAGCUCAACGUCGCAUUCAAGCCAUUAAUGCUCAUAUUAUUGCCGCCGAUGACUCUCCUUCUCAGCUCCGUCUCAACCACACGGCUGGCGAGUUCUUCUCCGAGCAAGGUUACAGUGUUGUGCUUCCGGAGAAGUUACAGACAGGAAAAUGGAACGUAUACAGGUCUAUCCGUUCUCCUUUGAAGCUUGUGAGCAGAUUUCCCGAUCAUCCUGAUAUUGGUACAAUGCAUGAUAAUUUUGUGCGAUCUGUUGAUGCUUUCCGAGAUUACAAUUACCUGGGCACACGAAUUCGGGUUGAUGGAACAAGUGGAGAGUAUAAAUGGAUGACAUAUGGAGAAGCAGGUACUGCACGGACAGCAAUAGGUUCUGGCCUAGUGUAUCAUGGAAUGCCAAAUGGAUCUUGUAUCGGAUUAUAUUUUAUCAACAGACCAGAAUGGAUCAUUGUUGAUCAUGCCUGCUCUGCAUAUUCCUAUAUAUCAGUUCCUUUAUAUGACACUCUGGGUCCAGAUGCUGUCAAGUAUAUUGUAAAUCAUGCUGAUGUACGGGCUAUAUUUUGUAUGCCCCAAACUUUGACCCCUUUGUUGAGUUUCUUAUCUGAAAUUUCAACUGUAUGUCUGAUUGUGGUUGUUGGAGGGAUGGAUGAUCAAAUGCCAUCUCUUCCAUCAUCAAAUGGAGUUCAAGUUAUAACAUAUUCAAAACUUCUUAGCCAGGGCUGCAGUAAUCCUCAGCCUUUUUGCCCACCAAAACCUGAAGAUGUUGCUACAAUUUGCUACACAAGUGGUACAACAGGGACACCAAAGGGAGCAGCAUUGACCCAUGGAAACUUGAUUGCAAAUGUUGCUGGGGCCAGUAUUACUACUAAAUUUUACCCCUCAGAUGUUUACAUAUCAUAUCUUCCUUUGGCACACAUUUAUGAACGGGCAAACCAGGUCAUGACAGUAUAUUAUGGAGUUGCUGUUGGAUUCUACCAGGGAGAUAAUAUGAAACUAAUAGACGAUAUGGCUGCUCUAAGACCCACAAUCUUUUGCAGUGUUCCUCGACUGUAUAAUAGAAUAUAUGCUGGUAUUACUAAUGCUGUAAAGACAUCUGGUGCAUUAAGGGAAAGGUUGUUCAGUGUUGCCUACAAUGCUAAGAAGCAAGCAAUUCUGAAUGGCAAGAAUCCAUCUCCAAUGUGGGACAGAUUGGUGUUCAAUAAGAUAAGGGAGCGACUUGGUGGACGAGUUCGUUUCAUGGCAUCAGGUGCUUCACCCUUGUCUCCUGAUGUCAUGGAGUUCUUGAAGAUCUGCUUUGGUGGCCGUGUAGCUGAAGGAUAUGGAAUGACUGAGACUUCUUGUGUUAUAAGUUCCAUGGAUGAGGGUGACAACCUAAUUGGCCAUGUUGGCUCUCCUAAUCCAGCCUGUGAAAUAAAGCUUGUGGAUGUUCCAGAGAUGAACUACACAUCUGAGGAUCAACCCUAUCCUCGUGGAGAAAUCUGUGUAAGGGGUCCCAUUGUUUUCCAAGGCUAUCAUAAAGAUGAAGCACAGACGAGAGAAGUAAUUGAUGAAGAUGGAUGGCUACAUACUGGAGAUAUAGGACUAUGGUUACCUGGGGGUCGUCUGAAGAUCAUUGAUAGAAAGAAGAACAUUUUUAAGCUGGCACAGGGAGAGUACAUCGCUCCAGAGAAAAUUGAGAAUGUAUAUGCUAAAUGCAAAUUUGUUGCCCAGUGCUUUGUGUAUGGGGACAGCCUGAACUCCUCUCUGGUAGCAAUUGUCUCAGUGGACCAAGAUAUUAUGAAAGCAUGGGCUGCUUCUGAAGGCAUUAAGUAUGACAAUUUGGAGCAACUUUGCAAUAAUCCAAGAGCGAGGGCUGCUGUCCUUGCAGACAUGGAUGCUGUUGGAAGAGAAGCUCAGCUCCGAGGUUUUGAAUUUGCAAAAGCUGUGACUCUAGUGUCAGAACCAUUUUCAAUGGAAAAUAGUCUUCUGACCCCAACAAUGAAGAUUAAGAGACCUCAGGCAAAGGCAUACUUUGAGAACGAAAUAUCGAAGAUGUACGCAGAGCUUGCUACAUCUGAUCUCUCCCCUAAAGGGAAGUUGUGAAGUUGACAAGGAAAGCACAGAAACAUAGAAGCAGGGCCAAAAAUUUCGCAGCCUCCUUCCCAUGGCAAUAAGAUCAACAUCUCCAGAUGUGACAUAGCGAAAGGCUUGGAGCUGUGCUCACUGUCGAAGCAUUCUGUAAUAUGUUAUUGUUCCCCAUUUGCAUUUUUUUUAUGUCCUCGUGCUCUCUGGAAUAGAGUCAUAGGAAAUAUGAUUAUUUUGUCUUGUUCCUCAGUCCAUGGAAGCUUUUAGCAUAAUUUGUUUCCAAAAAAUAAAAUGGGAAAAAGCCAUUAGUGGGCAGAUAUGAGUUUGGCAGUGGUAACGCAUUGCCAUUGACCAUUGCA